This is a messenger RNA of Rotaria sordida, 825 nucleotides long. The record is from the annotation of a GenBank genome assembly. NCBI's taxonomy places the organism in Eukaryota, Metazoa, Rotifera, Eurotatoria, Philodinida, Philodinidae.
AUGUUUAGAAUUUCAAAAAAAGACAAUAUUGAUCUUGAUUCUUUUCGUACACAAUUCUGGCUUGAAGAAAAGAAAUGGUUUGUAACAUUUGAUCAAUGGAUUGAUACUUCAGUUUCAUUUCUAUAUACAAAUCCAUGUUGUACAGAGUAUCGUUAUCCAUUAACAUUUAUGAAAAAAGCAUUAGUGACCGAAUCAACUGGAUUAGUACCAAUGAUAUUUCCACAUACUCAAUAUCUAAUUUUUGAUUGGAAUUUACCGAUGCAAAAAGAACAUUUAUGUCGAUUCACUCAUAUUUAUACAUUACUCAUGGAAGAUAAUCUUGACUUGUCAUUUAAAUUCAUUAACAGUUGUAUUGAUUUAUCACGAAUCACUAGUUUCGUCCAAGGUAGAUCAGAAAAGGAACAAUCAGGUAACGAAUUUGUACACAUUCUUCACAUCCUUCCACACUUACGUUCUCUUUGCUUAAAUAUCUCAACUCUCGUCUUGCUUUUUGAUCGACAUUGGCCACAAAUCAUUGAUCUUAACAUGAAGAUCAAUACUUUUGAUUCGUCUUCUAAAUAUUUAUCAUCGGCCGAAAUCGAUGCAUUUUGGCAUUCUUUUACCCAUCUGAAACAAUUUACAUUUCAUCGUCAAAGUAUUCGAGAUUUAUCAAGAUUAUUCAACAAGAUGACGAUGACCUUAUCGAAUAUAUGGAUUCGUCAUCUUGGAAUUCUCUAUGAUUAUAAUUCUCAACUGACAACACGUCAAUGGCUCGAACAGAAUACAAUAUUGACUGACUUUGAAUAUUUUUGUGACAAUUGGUGGAGUGUUCAUCUAUGGCUCUAA